AUGGCAACGCCAGUCAUCGUUGGGGUCGGGGCCAUCACUGCUGCUCUUGUCGGGCGCCAGUUGCUGCGAAACGGUGUCAUAGGCAAGAGAGCAGCAGAGGAAGACGGGCCUACACUACGCACCAAGCUCAAGGAUGCUCACCGACAUAUCAUGCUUGCGAAUCAUCCUGACAGAGGCGGCUCACCUUAUCUUGCCAGCAAGAUUAAUGAAGCGAAGGACCUAUUGGACAAAACAGAUGGCAGAUCUCGAUAG
Messenger RNA from Serpula lacrymans var. lacrymans S7.9, 252 nucleotides. RefSeq lists its product as uncharacterized. Gene Ontology annotation, biological process: protein import into mitochondrial matrix. The record is from RefSeq and is a predicted model, not a curated record. Gene Ontology annotation, molecular function: ATPase activator activity. Gene Ontology annotation, cellular component: PAM complex, Tim23 associated import motor. Bases 1 to 252 code for a protein of 83 amino acids. Lineage: Eukaryota; Fungi; Basidiomycota; Agaricomycetes; Boletales; Serpulaceae. The transcript has 2 exons.